Molecule: messenger RNA, 1879 nt
Organism: Cornus florida
Lineage: Eukaryota; Viridiplantae; Streptophyta; Magnoliopsida; Cornales; Cornaceae
Product: CBL-interacting serine/threonine-protein kinase 1-like
Exons: 12
Coding region: 276-1577 (433 amino acids)
Biological process (GO): protein phosphorylation; signal transduction
Molecular function (GO): protein kinase activity; ATP binding
Source: RefSeq, a predicted model, not a curated record
UAUUUGUAUACAGAUUUGUAUAUCUGGCCUGUGCUUCUUCUUCUGUUACCUCCGGCGAUAGUUUCAAUAAGUAUCGCAUCAACAGUUAUAAAAGCUGGUUAGUUUAAAAGGAUAAUAAACUAGAAUCGUUUUGUUUAUAAACUUCUAGCAACACACAGACCAAGAGGAGAGAGUUUUAGAUAGAGAAAGUGUUGGUUUCUGGUUUGUUUGGUUGUUUGAUUAGAGAGAAAGAGGGAGAGAAAGAGAAAGGAAAGAAGACGACGGAGGAGAAGGGAAUGCAACUGGGGAAGUACGAGAUCGGAAGGACACUGGGAGAAGGAAAUUUCGGCAAGGUCAAGUACGCUAAGAACCUAGAUUCAGGCCAAUCAUUCGCUGUUAAAAUCUUGGAAAAGAACAGAAUUCUUGAUCUCAACAUCACCGAUCAGAUUAAGAGAGAGAUUGGCACAUUGAAACUCCUCAAACAUCCAAACGUCGUCAGAUUACAUGAGGUCUUGGCAAGCAAAACCAAGAUUUACAUGGUCCUACAAUAUGUGACUGGCGGUGAACUGUUUGACAGAAUUGCAUCCAAAGGAAAACUCUCUGAGGCUCGAGGCAGGAAGCUUUUCCAACAGUUAAUUGAUGGAGUUAGUUACUGCCACAACAAAGGCGUUUAUCACCGGGAUCUUAAGCUGGAGAACGUACUUGUUGAUGCAAAAGGAAACAUAAAGAUAUCUGAUUUUGGCCUCGGUGCAUUACCUCAGCAUUUUAGGGAUGAUGGGUUACUGCAUACCACCUGUGGAAGUCCAAACUAUGUCGCUCCUGAGAUUCUUAAUAAUAGGGGAUAUGAUGGUGCCACCUCAGAUACCUGGUCUUGUGGCGUCAUCUUGUAUGUAAUUCUCACAGGAUAUCUACCAUUUGACGAUAGAAAUCUUGCAGUUCUCUAUCAAAAGAUUUUCAAGGGGGAUGUUCAGAUACCAAAAUGGCUAACCCCAGGAGCACAAAACUUAAUAAGGACAAUUCUUGAUCCCAACCCUGUUACAAGGAUAACAAUUACAGAGAUCAAAGUAGACGAAUGGUUCAAGCAAGACUAUAUUCCUGCCAACCCUGAUGAUGACGAAGAAGAUAUAUACGUAGAUGAUAAAGUUUUGUCGAUACAUGAGAUGACAUCAGAAGCAGAAAAAAAUUCAAAAUCAGCUACACUCAUCAAUGCCUUUCAACUGAUUGGAAUGUCUUCAUUCCUAGAUCUGUCUGGUUUCUUUGAGAAAGAGGAUAUUUCGGAGAGGAAGAUCAGAUUUACAUCUAGCCAUUCCCCAAAACAAUUGCUUGCGAGGAUUGAGGAUAUUGUAACUGAGAUGGGAUUCCGAGUCCAGAGGAAAAAUGGAAGGCUUAAGGUGAUGAAAGAGCAUAAAGGUCAGAAAAGUCUGGGGACUCUUUCAGUUGUAGCAGAAGUGUUUGAGAUAAGCAAAUCCUUGUACGUAGUUGAAUUAAGAAAAUCAUAUGGAGAUUCUACAAUUUAUAGACAGUUAUGUACAAAACUAGCAAAUGAUCUGGGUGUCUCAACAAGUAGUCAAGUUCAGCUGAUGACCAUGGAAGCUUGAGUAUCCAGAGACGGUUAGACUAGAAAUAGCAACAUAAAUAAGCCUAGUAGAGAAUCUGUAUAAAGAUCCAUAGGAAGAAAUGUUGAAAAGGAAAGAUUCAAUAGUAAUACUAUCAAAUAUUAUUAGUUGUAAAUAUAAUAUUUGGAGAAUAUUUGUUGUAAAUAGAAUAUUAGUCAAGUGCUAUAAAUUAGGAAAUUAUUAAUUAGGCCAGCUAGUUAUGUGUGAAUGUAUUUUCUCCUAUAAAGAUAACCUAUGUAAACUUGUGAAUAGUGAGCUAAUACAGAGAAAAGAUUUAUUCCAUA